Budorcas taxicolor (takin) is the source of this 2187-nucleotide messenger RNA. It is a transcript of the gene DNER, whose product is annotated as delta/notch like EGF repeat containing. Bases 1 to 2187 code for a protein of 728 amino acids. Gene Ontology annotation, molecular function: calcium ion binding. The transcript is spliced from 13 exons. Gene Ontology annotation, cellular component: protein-containing complex; plasma membrane. The record is from RefSeq and is a predicted model, not a curated record. Gene Ontology annotation, biological process: establishment or maintenance of epithelial cell apical/basal polarity; heterophilic cell-cell adhesion. NCBI's taxonomy places the organism in Eukaryota, Metazoa, Chordata, Mammalia, Artiodactyla, Bovidae.
AUGACGCCCCGCCGCACCCCGGCACCCGCCCUGCUGCUUCUGCUGCUACUCGGCGCGGGGCCCCGCAGCGGCUGCCUGGCCAGCCCGGUGCCCGCUGCGCCCCUGCCCGUGCCGGGGCCAUGCAGCGCGCAGCCCUGCCAGAACGGGGGUGUGUGCUCCCAGCUCCCUGCGCCCGACCCUCAGUCCCCGGCCGCCGCCGGCGAGCCCAGCUACAGCUGCACCUGCCCCGCGGGGGUCUCUGGCACCAACUGCCAGCUUGUUGCAGAUCCUUGCGCCAGCCACCCCUGUCACCAUGGCAACUGCAGCAGCAGCGGCGGCGGCGAUGGCUACCUCUGCAUUUGCAAUGAAGGCUACGAAGGUCCAAACUGUGAACAGGCGCUUUCCAGCGUCCCCGCCUCUGGCUGGACCGAGUCCACAGCACCCAGGCAACUUCAGCCUGUCCCUGCCACCCAGGAGCCCGAGAUAAUGCUCCCACGCUCUCAGGCAACCAUCACCCUGCCGACGUGGCAGCCGAAAACGGGCCAGAAAGUUGUAGAAAUGAAAUGGGAUCAAGUGGAGGUGGUUCCAGACAUUGCCUGUGGGAAUGCCAGUGCCAACAGCUCUGCAGGGGGCCGUCUGGUAUCCUUUGAAGUCCCACAGAACACCUCGGUCAAAAUUCGGCAAGACGCCACUGCCUCGCUGAUUUUGCUGUGGAAGGUCACGGCGACAGGAUUUCAGCAAUGCUCCCUCAUCGAUGGUCGGAGCGUAACCCUCCUCCAGGCUCCUGGGGGCCUUGUUCUCUUGGAGGAGAUGCUUGCCCUGGGGCAGAAUCACUUCAUUGGUUUUGUGAAUGAUUCUGUUACUAAAUCCAUCGUGGCGUUGCGACUGACUCUGGUGGUGAAGACCAGCACCUGUGUGUCGGGCGAGAGCCGUGCAAACGGGCUGGAGUGCUCUGGGAGAGGAAGGUGCUCCACAAAGCCAUCAGAGGCAACAUUUUCCUGUAACUGUGAUGAUCAAUACACGGGUACUUUCUGUGAAGAGUUUGAUGCCUGCCAGAAGAAACCCUGCCAGAACAAUGCCAGCUGUGUUGAUGCAAAGGAAAAGCAAGAUGGUGGCAACUUCACCUGUGUCUGCCUUGCUGGUUAUACUGGAGAGCUCUGCCAAUCCAAGAUUGACUACUGUAUCCUAGAGCCAUGCAGAAAUGGAGCAACAUGCGUUUCUAAUCUCAGUGGAUUCACCUGCCAAUGUCUGGAAGGCUACCUGGGCUCCACCUGCGAGGAGAAGGUGGACCCGUGCGCCUCGGCGCCCUGCCAGAACAACGGGACCUGCUACGCCGACGGGCUGCACUUCGGCUGCAGCUGCAGCGCGGGCUUUACGGGCCCAGCGUGCGCGCAGCUUGUGGACUUCUGUGCGCUCAGCCCCUGUGCCCAUGGCACGUGCCGCAGUGUGGGCACCAGCUACAAGUGCCUCUGUGACCCAGGCUAUCAUGGCCUCUACUGUGAGGAGGAAUACGACGAGUGUCUCUCCGCCCCGUGCCUGAAUGCUGCCACCUGCAGGGACCUUGUCAACGGCUACGAGUGCGUGUGCCUGGCAGAGUACAAAGGAAUCCACUGUGAAUCCUACAAGGACCCAUGCGCUAAUGUCAGCUGUCUGAACGGAGGCACCUGUGACAGCGAAGGUCUCAAUGGCACCUGUGUCUGCGCACCAGGAUUUACAGGGGAAGAGUGUGACAUCGAUAUCAAUGAAUGUGACAGUAACCCCUGCCAUCAUGCCGGCACCUGCCUGGACCAGCCCAAUGGUUACACCUGCCACUGCCCACAUGGCUGGGUGGGAGCAAACUGUGAAAUCCACCUCCAGUGGAAGUCUGGACAUAUGGCGGAGAGUCUAACCAACAUGCCUCGGCACUCUCUCUACAUCAUCAUCGGCGCCCUCUGUGUCGCCUUCAUCCUGAUGCUCAUCAUCUUGAUUGUGGGGAUCUGCCGCAUCAGCCGCAUUGAGUACCAGGGCUCGGCCCGGCCAGCUUACGAGGAGUUCUACAACUGCCGCAGCAUCGACAGCGAGUUCAGCAACGCCAUCGCCUCCAUCCGGCAUGCCAGGUUUGGAAAGAAAUCCCGGCCUGCGAUGUAUGACGUGACCCCCAUCGCCUAUGAGGAUUACAGCCCUGAUGACAAGCCCUUGGUCACACUGAUUAAAACAAAAGAUUUGUAA